AUGGGUGCAAUCAUCGGGAUGUCGCCGGAUAAGAAAGCGGAAACGCCGGGGAUGCAGGGGGAGAGGGCGGGGCUUAGGGGCUUGUGCCGGGGGGUGGGGACUCUCCCAGAGGCAGAGUGCGGUGCAGCCAGCCCAUUGGCCACCAGUCUGGACCGGGGUUCCGGGGGCUCUGAGGACGAGGAGCUCACCAACCUCAACUGGCUCCAUGAGAACCUGCUCCAGAACUUUACCCUAGGGGGGCCCGGUGAGGCCGGGGGGGCCCAACCCAGCGCCAGCCCCCUCUUUGACAUUGAGGGCAACACCGGAGCCCCGCAGAACCCCCCCUCUUCAUCCUCUUCCACCUCGUCACAGAGGGACUCGUUGAAGUCCAAGCCUCCAUUCUCAUUCUCUCUGUUGAUCUACAUGGCCAUAGAGCAGAGCCCCAGUAAGAGCCUGCCGGUGAAGGACAUCUAUGGUUGGAUCGUACAGCACUUCCCCUACUUCUCCUCGGCCCCCACCGGCUGGAAGAACAGCGUCAGACACAAUCUGUCACUCAACAAGUGUUUCCGCAAGGUGGAGAGGAGCCUGGGAAUGGUGAGGGAACUUUGAGAUGCGCGCACACACUUUGUUUGUUGGCAGUGCCUAGGUUGUGGGUUCGAUUCCCGCAAGGAUCACACACAUUUUAUACAAGUUCUCAUCUGACUAGGGAUGGGCUUAAGUUCUCAUCUGACUAGGGAUGGGCGUUAGUAAACCAGCACUCGAACGGACGUCAAUGCUCGAUCUUUAACCAGAGAUCUAAUUUUUUUCAAAUGCUGUAAAACCAUUUGGUGAAAUGUGCUUUGUGGCAGCCCAAAUGGGAAAAUGAAAUGUUAUCCCUCCCCAAAAAAUGAAAUUUUGUCAACGUUAAUUUGCUUUGACUAGUGUUCCAUUUGUACACUGCAUUUGGAAAGUAUUCAGACCCCUUGACUUUUUCCAAAUUUUGUUAUGUUACGGCCAUAUUCUAAAAUUGAUUUUAAAAAAUGAUAAUAAUAUCAUCAAUCUACACACAAUACCCCAUAAUGACAAGGCAAAAGCUGUUUUUUUAUACAUGUAUAAAAAAUAAACAAACAAAUAUUUAUUUAUUUAUUUAACCUUUAUUUAACCAGGUAAGCCAGUUGAGAACAAGUUCUCAUUUACAACUGCGACCUGGCCAAGAUAAAGCAAAGCAGUGCGAUUAAAAACAGCAACACAAGAGUUACAUAUGGAAUAAACAAAACGUACAGUCAAUAACACAAUAGAAAAUCUAUAUACAGUGUGUACAAAUGUAGUAAGUUAUGGAGGUAAGGCAAUAAAUAGGCCAUAGUGCAAAAUAAUUACAAUUUAGUAUUAACACUGGAGUGAUAGAUGUGCAGAAGAUGAUGUGCAAAUAGAGAUACUGGGGUGCAAAUGAGCAAAAUAAAUAACAAUGUAUGAAAAAUGUAUGCACUCACUAACUGUAAGUCGCUCUGGAUAAGAGCAUCUGCUAAAUGACGUAAAUGUAAUGUAAAUAACAAUAUGGGGAUGAGGUAGUUGGGUGGGCUAAUUGCAGAUGGGCUGUGUACAGGUGCAGUGAUCGGUAAGCUGCUCUGACAACUGACGCUUAAAGUUAGUGAGGGAGAUAAGAGUCUCCAGCUUCAGAGAUUUUUGCAGUUUGUUCCAGUCAUUGGCAGCAGAGAACUGGAAGGAAUGGCGGCCAAAGGAGGUGUUGGCUUUGGGGAUGACCAGUGAGACCUGCUGGAGCGCAGACUACGGGUGGGUGCUGCUAUGGUGACCAAUGUUCUAGAAGUGAUUUAUAGAUGACCUGGAGCCAGUGGGAUUGGCGACGAAUAUGUAGUGAGGGCCAGCCAACGAGAGCGUACAGGUCACAGUGGUGGGUAGUGUAUGGGGCUUUGGAGACAAAACGGAUGGCACUGUGAUAGACUAAUAAUAAUAAUAAUAUGCCAUUUAGCAGACGCUUUUAUCCAAAGCGACUUACAGUCAUGCGUGCAUACAUUUUUGUGUAUGGGUGAUCCCGGGGAUCGAACCCACUACCUUGGCGUUACAAGCGCCGUGCUCUACCAGCUGAGCUACAGAGGACCACUACAUCCAAUUUGCUGAGUAGAGUGUUGGAGGCUAUUUUGUAAAUGACAUCACCGAAGUAAAGGAUCAGUAGGAUAGUCAGUUUUACGAGGGCAUGUUUGGCAGCAUGAGUGAAGGAGGCUUUGUUGCAAAAUAGGAAGCCGAUUCUAGAUUUAACUUUGGAUUGGAGAUUCUUAAUGUGAGUCUGGAAGGAGAGUUUACAGUCUAACCAGACACCUAGGUAUUUGUAGUUGUCCACAUACUCUAGGUCAGACCCGUCGAGAGUAGUGAUUCUAGUCGGGUGGGCGGGUGCCAGCAGCGUUCGAUUGAAGAGCAUGCAUUUAGUUUUACUAGUGUUUAAGAGCAGUUGGAGGCUACUGAAGGAGUGUUGUAUGGCAUUGAAGCUCGUUUGGAGGUUUGUUAACACAGUGUCCAAUGAAGGGCCAGAUGUAUACAAAAUGGUGUUGUCUGCGUAGAGGUGGAUCUGAGAGUCACCAGCAGCAAGAGCGACAUCAUUGAUAUACACGGAGAAAAGAGUCGGCCCAAGAAUUGAACCCUGUGGCACCCCCAUAGAGACUGCCAUACAGUGGGGGAAAAAAGUAUUUAGUCAGCCACCAAUUGUGCAAGUUCUCCCACUUAAAAAGAUGAGAGAGGCCUGUAAAUGUCAUCAUAGGUACACGUCAACUAUGACAGACAAAAUGAGAAAAAAAAUCCAGAAAAUCACAUUGUAGGAUUUUUAAUGAAUUUAUUUGCAAAUUAUGGUGGAAAAUAAGUAUUUGGUCAAUAACAAAAGUUUCUCAAUACUUUGUUAUAUACCCUUUGUUGGCAAUGACACAGGUCAAACGUUUUCUGUAAGUCUUCAAGGUUUUCACACACUGUUGCUGGUAUUUUGGCCCAUUCCUCCAUGCAGAUCUCCUCUAGAGCAGUGAUGUUUUGGGGCUGUCGCUGGGCAACACAGACUUUCAACUCCCUCCAAAGAUUUUCUAUGGGGUUGAGAUCUGAAAACUGGCUAGGCCACUCCAGGACCUUGAAAUGCUUCUUACGAAGCCACUCCUUCGUUGCCCAGGCGGUGUGUUUGGGAUCAUUGUCAUGCUGAAAGACCCAGCCACGUUUCAUCUUCAAUGCCCUUGCUGAUGGAAGGAGGUUUUCACUCAAAAUCUCACGAUACAUGGCCCCAUUCAUUCUUUCCUUUACACGGAUCAGUCGUCCUGGUCCCUUUGCAGAAAAACUGCCCCAAAGCAUGAUGUUUCCACCCCCAUGCUUCACAGUAGGUAUGGUGUUCUUUGGAUGCAACUCAGCAUUCUUUGUCCUCCAAACACGACGAGUUGUGUUUUUACCAAAAAGUUCUAUUUUGGUUUCAUCUGACCAUAUGACAUUCUCCCAAUCCUCUUCUGGAUCAUCCAAAUACACUCUGGCAAAAUUCAGACGGGCCUGGACAUGUACUGGCUUAAGCAGGGGGACACGUCUGGCACUGCAGGAUUUGAGUCCCUGGCGGUGUAGUGUGUUACUGAUGGUAGGCUUUGUUACUUUGGUCCCAGCUCUCUGCAGGUCAUUUGUGUGGUUCUGGGAUUUUUGCUCACCGUUCUUGUGAUCAUUUUGACCCCAUGGGGUGAGAUCUUGCGUGGAGCCCCAGAUCGAGGGAGAUUAUCAGUGGUCUUGUAUGUCUUCCAUUUCCUAAUAAUUGCUCCCACAGUUGAUUUCUUCAAACCAAGAUGCUUACCUAUUGCAGAUCCAGUCUUCCCAGCCUGGUGCAGGUCUACAAUUUUGUUUCUGGUGUCCUUUGACAGCUCUUUGGUCUUGGCCAUAGUGGAGUUUGGAGUGUGACUGUUUGAGGUUGUGGACAGGUGUCUUUUAUACUGAUAACAAGUUCAAACAGGUGCCAUUAAUACAGGUAACGAGUGGAGGACAGAGGAGCCUCUUAAAGAAGAAGUUACAGGUGUGUGAGAGCCAGAAAUUGUUUGUAGGUGACCAAAUACUUAUUUUCCACCAUCAUUUGCAAAUAAAUUCAUUAAAAAUCCUACUAUGUGAUUUUCUGGAAAAAAAAUUCUCAAUUUGUCUGUCAUGGUUGACGUGUACCUAUUAUGAAAAUUACAGGCCUCUUUCAUCUUUUUAAGUGGGAGAACUUGCACAAUUGGUGGCUGACUAAAUACUUUUUUUCCCCACUGUACUUGCAUACUUUUGUUUGUACAAAUGAACGUACUCCCAAGGAUGAACCAGACUUGUAGAGGUCUACAAAUUUUUUUCUGAGGUCUUGGCUGAUUUCUUUUGGUUUUCCCAUGAUGUCAAGCAAAGAGGCACUGAGUUUGAAGGUAGGCCUUGAAAUACAUCCACAGGUACACCUCCAAUUGACUCAAAUUAUGUCAAUUAGCCUAUCAGAAGCUUCUAAAGCCAUGACAUCAUUUUCUGGAAUUUUCCAAGCUGUUUAAAGGCACCGUCAACUUAGUGUAUAUAAACUUCUGACCCACUGGAAUUGUGAUACAGUGAAUUAUAAGUGAAAUAAUCUGUCUGUAAAUAAUUGUUGGAAAAAUUACUUGUCUUGCACAAAGUAGAUGUCCUAACCGACUUGCCAAAACUAUAGUUUGUUAACAAGAAAUUUGUGGAGUGGUUGAAAAACGAGUUUUUAUGACUCCAACCUACGUGUAUGUAAACUUCCGACUUAAAUCACCAAGGAAAUGUAGUUGAGCAUGUCACCCAUGGUGACAGGUUUCCAGGACAUCUUCCUUCCCCCCUGCUGCUUCUUGUCCCCAUACUUGUUGGUAUUACUAAUUAGUGUUCCCAGUACAGAGGUGGUAAAGUAGAGCUGAAACAGCUGUAAAGUGGUGUAUGUUUCAUCACUAACCAACUGUGGGCCUUCAGGUCAUUUGGGUUUAAACCUACAUUUUUCUGGUCCUCAGGACUGUAUGCCACCUGUCCUCAGUUUCAUCUCCCUCUUGUGCUGCUUCCCCUGCCUCUCCCUCUUCUCUGUUGAGGCCUAGAUCUCCUCCCUGCCCCCGCACCUCCAGAUGAACUUGCAGAGAGGGGAGUGGUGCCAAGGCCUACAGUGGGGGUGGUUGUGGAUGAAGAACCAUCAGACAGGGUGAUUGAAACUGCAGUGUGGGUGGUUGAAGAGGAGUGGGGCCUUUGUCGAGUUGUGGAUGUAGAACCAUCAGAUGGGAUGAUUGACAUAGCGGUGGGGGCACUUGCUGGGGAGGGAUGGUUCCCAAAUGUAAUCAUCCAAAUCCUCUGCAUCCUCCACUCUAUGGUGAAUAAAAUAAAGGGAUAUAUUGUUGUAAGACACACAGAAUUACAGUUGACUAAAUUUACAAAACGAUAUUACUGUAAAGGAAAAACACCAAGCCUAAACUUUAUCUGUACAGUGACUCACAUAGAAGGUGUGAAGUACACACGAAAAGCAAACAUAAACACUUUGGAGACAAAGGCAGAGGUGAGAACCACAAAUAAACAAUGGCCAUGUGAGUUUAGUGGCCUCUCCAAAGUUACAAGGAUGAAACUUACAACAGCAAACAGUGAACUAAUAUGAAACAUAGACAAUAACUACUUUGAAUUAUAUACAGUACCAGUCAAAAGUUUGGACACACCUACUCAUUCAAGGGUUUUUCUUUAUUUUUACUAUUUUCUACAUUGUAGAAUAUUAAUGAAGACAUCAAAACUAUGAAAUAACACAUAUGGAAUCAUGUAGUAACCCAAAAAGUGUUAAACAAAUUAAAAUAUAUUUUAUAUUUGAGAUUCUUCAAAGUAGCCACCCUUUGCCUUGAUGACAGCUUUGCACGGGGCUGGUAAUCAAUAACGGUAGGUCACAGACAGACAAAUAAGAUAUCUUCAUGAUCUGUGGAGUCACGGCUUUCGGUGUGUAUCAACGUAUUCCGUGUUUAUUUAGUAUAUGCUUCACAACGCUAACUGUAAUGUAGGUAGCAGCCAUCUUGAAAUGAGAUCAUUGGCUCGGCCUGCCCUUAUAUGGGCAUACGAAUUUAUAUGGUAGUAAGUCACACCAAAGAUUUGAAGGCACCGAUCAAUAGCCAAGAUACUCAGCUUUCCGCAGACACCCUGCUUUUGCAGAUAUGGGCUACCGUUCUCAUAAUAGACUGAAAUGAAUUGAAAAAAUCUAAUAGGGUCCCCAAAUAUGAGGACUUUACAUUUAAGAGCGAUCAGCACUGGUUUCAGAUGACACACUGCCUGGUGGUUUGCGUUGCCAUGGUGACAUUUCCUCCUUCCUGCCUGUGUGCCGGCUGGUAAUCUGAGUCAAGGUUAUAUUCCUCCCUCCCUCCUCUCGCUUUCCCCUCCUCCUCCUCCUCCUCUGGGCUGAAAAAGAACACCAGAUAUAGAUAAUGAGAGAACCGUUUUACACACUUUCUCACACACACGCACACUAAUGGUAUGGCAUCAAACACAUGGAAACCAUGUGUUUUGGUGAAUUUGAUGCCAUGCCACUCCAGCCAUUACCACGAGCCGUCCUCCUCAAUUAAGGUGCCACCAACCUCCUGUGACACACACACAGACUUACACAUUUUUACAUAUUUUUUUACAUCAUGGAGUUGUGUGUUGUUCAUGAACCUGCAAAUGGGAUAUAUAACAAUGUCUUCAUGUCUUAAGCUUGGGCUACAGUAGUGAGGUUCUACAAAGGCAAGUCACAUGGAAAGGACUUCCCCAGUGCGUACAAAAUCUCAACUCAGUCCAACCCUAUAAUAAGCCUUUAAGGACGGCAUGGAAUGUUUAUCGACAGUUUUCCUCCCAUCAUGCAGUUCACCCAGCAAGGUCUGGAUUGGUAAUCACAUGCUCAAAGGUGACUGCAUUAUGAGUCAUUAUGUCAGCUAGUGCAACCUAAAGCCCUGGUAAGGCUACAGUGAGAGUCAGUCAUGCAGGCAAAACAGCUGUUAAAGGUGCUGCUGCCUUAGUGUGUAUAGCAUUGCACUGGCAACGUCAGGAUAGUUUGUAGAGCAUUGCACUGGCAACGUCAGGAUAGUUUGUAGAGCAUUGCACUGGCAACGUCAGGAUAGUUUGUAGAGCAUUGCACUGGCAACGUCAGGAUAGUUUGUAGAGCAUUGCACUGGCAACGUCAGGAUAGUUUGUAGAGCAUUGCACUGGCAACGUCAGGAUAGUUUGUAGAGCAUUGCACUGGCAACGUCAGGAUAGUUUGUAGAGCAUUGCACUGGCAACGUCAGGAUAGUUUGUAGAGCAUUUCACUGGCAACGUCAGGAUAGUUUGUAGAGCAUUGCACUGGCAACGUCAGGAUAGUUUGUAGAGCAUUGCACUGGCAACGUCAGGAUAGUUUGUAGAGCAUUGCACUGGCAACGUCAGGAUAGUUUGUAGAGCAUUGCACUGGCAACGUCAGGAUAGUUUGUAGAGCAUUGCACUGGCAACGUCAGGAUAGUUUGUAGAGCAUUUCACUGGCAACGUCAGGAUAGUUUGUAGAGCAUUUCACUGGCAACGUCAAGAUUGUGGGUUUAAUUCCCGGGCCACCCAUACAUAAAAUGUAUGCAGCAUGACUGUAAAUCGCUUUGGAUAAAAGCCUCUGCUAAAUGGUAUUAUUAUUAUUAUUAUUAUUAUUAUUAUUAUUAUUAUUAUUAUUAUUAAGCCUAGUCAUGAGAACUUUACCAGAGUAUUGUGAUACUACAAUGAGAUACUAUAUGAAUGUAUCCAUUAAGAAAUGCUCUAUUUAAACAUUUAGCUACGGUGUGCCCCAAAUGAACACCACCCAGGUCAGUCUUGCUGUAUUUUCUAAUGUAGUGUGUGAUGUUUAUUUCAGGUGAAUGGUAAGGGUUCCCUGUGGUGUGUGGACCCAGAGUACAGGCCCAACCUGAUCCAGGCGCUGAAGAAGCAGCACUUCCCUGCAGCACAUGCCUUCUGCACACCACCUGCCUCCCCACCGCCUGCCUCCUCACCCCCUAGACAUCUCUUCCUGCAGGGCUGCUCUCUCAAAGGUGAGUCAUAACCCCCCAACACAACUUACAAGAACACUUUUAGACUGUUUUUUAUUGUUUUCUCUCAUCUGUCGUUCUUGUGAGGCUCCAAGAGAGGCUCCAGUGGGACAGAAAACAAGGUGUAGGCGACAUCACAGCGAAGACCAACCUUUAGACAACACACAACAACUCUCUGCUGGUGAUCACACCUCAGAUUCUCUAGAAAUAUGAUUAAUAUUACAUUUGAUCCAGUUUCAGCUCUCGCUGCAUGUGAUUUCAAAUUCACAUGGUUGUUGCCUCUGCACAUUUUCGUCAUGCAACUUUGGCCGACAAGACAUUCAGCAUAACCAUCAUCUUUAAUAAUUAGAACCCAUAGCGGCCAUCAAUGGCCUUUCUUUAAAUUACUAUAGUGGCCGCGAACGGUCUUGUUUUUCUAACAAUAAUGUGUCAAUAUCGCAAAAUGUACUUGCUUACAACCUGUUGUCGUAUUUGCGUGGCUGUCAUCAACCAGAUGUCGAGGUGAGUGAAAAAAGUAAAAAUCUGAUAUAUGUUUGGUGUUGUCGAUGUUUGUUUGACGCUGUGCAACUUGGGGAAUAGCUCACAGAUUAGCAAAUCCUGUCAUGUCAUGAUAACUUGGUUGGUACAGGCGAGCACAUCAGCGGUGGAGCUUGAAUGAUUGCUCUCUGUCUCAUGGAUAGUUGCAGUGUUUAGCUGUAUAUAGUCAGCUAGCUAGUUGUUGGUUUGUUUCAAUGUAAUUGAUAUGAAAACGUCCCAAGCUGCUUGCUAUAGCUAGCUAGCUAACUAGUUAGUCUAUCAGGUAAGACAAGUUGUGUGUAGUGGUACAUUUGGGAAGUUGUGUGUAGUGGUAUAUCUGGGCAGCGCUCACAAGCGUCAACCUCAGCUGUCAUUUUCACUAGCUAGCAAAACAGCCAACCAGCUAACUAGCCACCGAAAUGAAGGCUAGAGUAAUUAGUGUUUAUCUGUUGGGCUUAGGUUAUGGUUUGUCAUGUUUGCUAGGUGCAGAUAUUCAUAGCCUCAUGUUCCUAUUAUUUGACAGUUUAGCUGUCGUGUUAGGGUAGUAGAUGCCCACGCAGUGGAGCUCAUAUGAUGAGUUGGAUAUAAGUUUACAUAGCCAGCUAACAAGUUGCUUGUUUUGUCCAGUUUCUAGCGAUGCAAUUACUUUGGAAACUGUCCCAGCUUCGUACCUAAUCAGCUAACAUUGGCGUACUCUCUCUCUCUCUGUGAGUGAGUGAGUGAGUGAGUGAGUGGACUAUUGUAUCCUAUUUGUUGCUCCUCCCUCUGUUCCUCUAGGUCAGUUAAAGUGAAGGAAGUGAUGUGGAGAUUCAGGGCUUAGCAGCAGAAGGCAGGGAGGAAGAGGAGUUAGAGAUGAUUGGAGGGAUAGAAAUGUGGAGGAAGAGGAGAGUGAAGAGGGAGAAAAGAGUGGAGGGAGAGGAACAUGAAGAGGACAAAGCAGAGGGAGAGGUCUGUACUAAAUCGUAUUGAGACAAGUUACCUACAUUUUGAAAUAGUCUCUGAAUAGUUGUUUGCAUUUUUACAUUGUUACAGAAGUAAGAAUCGUUGUCAAUCAAAUAGCCUACUUUGUGUGGGUUUUGAAAUACUUUCUGAAUAUUGUCCUCUGGUCACAUUUUGGACCAUUUAUUUAUUUGUAUGUAAAUAACAUUUACAAGUAUAAUAUAUUAUACUUGGUAUAUUUUUAAGUGAGUAAUUUAGUCCAAUUUACUACAAUUUAAAUACGCUAGGGUUUUCUUGUUGUGAUGAGUGUUAAUCGCCUUUUGAUAGAGUGUCUUUACACAAUGGGAGACAAAAUGAGUGUUAUUCCUAUUGACAUGAAUGUGGUGUCAUAUUAAAGAAGAGGUAGUGUUCUUUAAAACUAAGUUAACUUGUAAUUGUCAUUUGUUCUUUGUUUUUGAGCUAUGUCUAUUUUUGUUUGAAAUGUGUGAGAAAAUGAGCUUCAUCUUAAACUCAGUAAUCUACAGCAGCAUUCUAGAAUGCUAUUGGGGUCUAAAGGGGUUAACUGUCAUUUUAGUCAUUGUUUAAUUUCAAACCAUAGAGGCCUCAGUGUAGAUUAUUCUGAUCUGAAUCCUCUCGCUCUCUCUCUCCUACCCUCUUGUUUGGUAACCUUGACUACAGAGACCCUGCGGAUAAUUCUUCAAUCCUCUAGGUGAUUAGAAAUCAUUUAGAGAACCUGAAGUGUGGGAUGGAGAGAGCUGGGAAAGCUCCCUUCCUCUUGCCCCUCCUUAACUGGCCACACACACACACACACACACACUGGCUAUUCCACUGACCACCAUGCAUGUUCUCUCCUCUUCUAGAGUCUGACAUAGAUGCUGCUACUGCCAUGAUGCUCUUAAACGCCGCCCCUGGCCAUCACCAUGCCGACCCAUGUAAGAGACUCCACCCCACACCAUGCCUCUUCCACUUCUCUCCUCUCUCUCUCUCUCUCUCUCUCUCUCUCACACUUUUUAACUUCUACUCCCCCCUUCUCUCUCUCUCUCUCUCUCUCUCUCUCUCUCUCUCUCUCUCUCUCUCGCUCUCACUUUUUAACUACUACUCUCCCCAUUCUUUCUCUCCUGCUCUCUUUUUCUCUGCCACCUACCCGUUUCACGCUUUCAUCUUUAUUUUAUUGCUUUUGCGUCCCUCUCCCAGCAUCUAUCCACCCUCACCUUGCUUUAGCACCCCUGUAACACAUCUCCCUGUCUCUCCAUUGAUUCAUAUAUACACUCGACAGCACAGUUCAAGUCCCACUCACAUAUUGUCAUUCUAAGCCAGACAAGGUUGCAUAUAGAAUUCUCUUCCUGUGAAUAACCCGUGUUGUAUUUUCUCCCAUGUCUUCUCAGUGUUCAUUCGACUAGACACUUCUGCCUCUGCUGUUGUCAUCAAUUGUUAUGAAUGUUAAUUACUGGGAUCUGCUGAACAGACACUCCCUAGCCCGCCGCUUAUUUCUCUUUAUCACAUAACCUACUCCCACUGCCCUGUUGCAUUCUGAAACGCUGUUUCUUUAGUGUUAAGAUGUUCUCCUCCUCCCUCUAAAUCUCCCUCUCCUCACUCCCCCUCUCCUCACUCCCCCUCCCUCUCCCUCUCCACUCCCUCCCUCACUCCACCUCCGUCCCCCUCUUCUCGCCCCCUCCCCCCCCCCGCCUCUCCCUCUCCUCCCACUCCCCCUCUCUACCCGCCCCUCCAGUCUCCUCCCCCCCCCUCCUCUCUCUCGCCCCCCCCUCCUCACAUCCUCCCCCCUCGGUCCCCCACCCCCCCUCGUCUCCCCCCCCCCCCUCCUGCCCCCUCUCAUCUCUCUCUCUCUCCCCCCCCUCUCCUCCUCAUUCCCCCUCUCUCCUCGCCCCCGCUCUCCUCCCCCCCCUCUCUCUCGUUCCCAGCUCCCCCUCCUCUCCUCGUCACUCCACCCCUCGCUCCCCUCUCUCUCCCUCCCGCCCCCUCUCUACUCUCUCCUCCCCCCUCUCUCUCUCUCUCCUCAUUCCCCCCUCUCUCUCUCCUCACCCCCCCCCUCUCUCUCUCUCCCCCUCUACGCUCUCCUCGACUCCCUAACCCCCUCUCUCCUCAGCACUUCCCUCACCCUCUCUCUCUCUCCUCCCCCUGACCCCUCUCCACUCACCCUCUCUCUCCCUCCCUCCACUCCCUCUUCUCUCCCCCGCCCCUCCCCACCCCCCCCCCCCCUCUCUCUCUCUCUCUCUCUCUCUCUCUCUCCUCACCCCCCCCCCCCCCCCCUCUCUCUCUCUCUCUCCUUACUCAUCCCUAUCUUAUUUCCCUCCCUGUCCCAGGUGAUCCAGAGAGUCCCCUGGACCUGUCCCGGCCAGACUUGGUGCUGGUGAGCAGCGAUCCUAAGCAGGACCACAACUACAGCAGCAUGGCCCUACAGCGCUGCUCCUCCCACUCCUCCUCCUCCUCCCUCUCCUCCCUGGACGAAGGAGGCACCUCCCCCGGCCACGCCCGCCACAGGCCCCGUACAUGCCGCGCCGGCAGCGAGGGUUUCCAUAGCGACGAGGAGGACUCCGACCUCGGGGACCGGGACGAGAGAGAAUGCCGCCCCCGGCCUGCUCCUCGCCGCUCCUCCUCCUCUUCGGUGAAGCACCCGGCGGGUAAGAGGGCCCGUAGGGAGGUGACAGCCAAGCCGGAGCUGGAUGAGGAGCUGAAGGAGGCGGCUGGGUCUCUGCUCCACCUGGCUGGGAUCCGUACCGCCAUGGACCUUAACAAACGCAGUGCCAAGAGCAAAAAACUGAACAGGAAAUGAGGUUCCUUCCUGCCCUUGCCCUCAGACUCCCGCCCCUUAACCCCUUACCCCUGACCGUGUGUCCUGAUUGGUCCUGGUUGUGCCUCCUUCUCCUUUUCUGUUUGCUGAUUGGCUGAUUUUGAGCCCGUUUUUUUGUUUGACACAUUAUGGGAUGGGAUAUCCCUCACUAUCCAACACAACAAAUGGCAAUAGUAUUAUUCACACAGGAGAACAAAGCCAUGUUGAGACUUUUGUAACUCGGGCGUAUCAGGUGGGUGGGUCAGGGUUAAGUGGGGUGUUUGUGGACUACUG
Molecule: messenger RNA, 12507 nt
Organism: Coregonus sp. 'balchen'
Lineage: Eukaryota; Metazoa; Chordata; Actinopteri; Salmoniformes; Salmonidae
Source: the annotation of a GenBank genome assembly